This is a messenger RNA of Schizosaccharomyces cryophilus OY26, 2229 nucleotides long. Its product is annotated as DUF947 family rRNA processing protein. The record is from RefSeq and is a predicted model, not a curated record. Gene Ontology annotation, cellular component: 90S preribosome; nucleolus. The coding region runs from base 95 to 940 and encodes 281 amino acids. The transcript is spliced from 2 exons. Lineage: Eukaryota; Fungi; Ascomycota; Schizosaccharomycetes; Schizosaccharomycetales; Schizosaccharomycetaceae. Gene Ontology annotation, biological process: maturation of SSU-rRNA from tricistronic rRNA transcript (SSU-rRNA, 5.8S rRNA, LSU-rRNA).
UGACUUUUCAAGACAGCAUAUUGACUUUUCCUUUUACUACCUUUGGAAAUUUCACCUUAACUGUACACUUUCGCGAAACGUCAAUAUUCACUCCAUGGGCAAAAACGCGUUAAAAACAGGAAGUUUAGCUCAUGUUAAUGUUGAUGAGGAUGAGCCAAUAAGUAGUUCAGAGGAAUUGGUUUCAGAAGAAGAGUUUAAUGGAAUGGAAGAGAGUGAACCAGAAGCAACCUCAGAUGUGGAAGAGGAAUCCGCUAAAAACCAGAUAUCAGAAAUUCCGUUUGAUACGCUCUUGAACGCUCAAGAGAAAUUAAAGUUGGAACAGAAGAAAGCUCAAAGGAAAGAAUUGGCGCUGAAUAGAAAGAAAGAAGGGAAGACCGAUGAACAUGAAGGACAUCACCGUACCGAAAGAAAAAAGCAUGCGCCAAUGGAAGUAUCAAGCAAGAGACCGGUUUCUCGAUUUCGAGAGGUUGUUGAUGUUCCCAAGAAAUUUACAAGGGACCCUCGAUUUGAUUCUUUAUCCGGAAAUUUAAAUAAAGAGAAAGUAAAAAAGAACUAUUCAUUUGUCUUUGAAUACCGGAAAAAGGAAAUUGAGCAACUGCGCGAAGAGCUAAAGAAAUGCAAAGACUCUGAACGCGCAGAAGCUCUUAAAGCGACAUUAAAGUCUCUUCUGUCUAAAAUGGAAAGAAAUUUUGAAGAGGAGAGAGCAGAACGAGUUUUACGUGAGCAACGCGCCCACGAAAGAGACCAAGUUAAACAAGGAAAGAAGCCUUUCUAUAUGAAGAAGAGUGAUCAGAAGAAGUUGAUUCAAUUGGAUAAGUAUAAAUCUAUGGAGGGAACUAAGAAGUUGGAUCGUUAUCUAGAAAAGAAACUGCGAAAGCGCUCUCAGAAGGAGAAGAAGCGCCUGCCGCGUGCACGUUCGGCUCCAUCUUCAAGUUCUUAGACGACGAGCUUUUGAAGUUUCUUUAUUUUAUUAAUCUGGGUUAACAAGGGGUUUUGGAUUUUUUAAUUAUGAACGUUAGGGUAGUAGUUCUUAUCGUUGAAUACACAAGUUUUUUGCAUCUAAAAAUGAAAGCAACGAUCAAGGAAUUAUAUUUAAACAGAAUUAUAUAUUGCUAUUAUAUAAAAAAUCAAGACAAGGAAUUAAAAAGAAGGAAAGAACAUGAAAUCCGGAAUAAUAAUAAUGAUAAUAAAAAGACAUCAUUUAGACAUUAUCGUGCAAGUUUGCCAAUUAAUAUGAUUAAUAAAGCAAUAAUAAUAAGGACUAGAAUACACAUGAACCGCAGCCGUCCCGUAUUUCUUUGAUGACCUUCAGCUUUCGUUAGUUCUUUUUCAGCGGAUUUUGCAUGAACCUGUGUUUGCUCAACGUUAAAGUCGAUGCGAUCUACAAGAGCACCUUGCUCAAUUACCAAUCCUUGUAAAUCCUGGAACAUCUGAGCUAACUCAAGGAUACCUUCGGCGAUUUUGGCGAUUGCCCGUUCAUGCUGAACAGCCCGCUCGUCUUCACCUUGCUCUUCCAUAAGAGCAGCUUGUUGAAUUGUAGACUGCGAAAUUGCAACGUCAGACACGGUAUCCUCUAGUUUCGCAUCUGAAGAGGAGAAAUCAGAGUUCAAGCCUCGUAGUUCUAGCAAUGUUUAGUACUGACGUUUUUGAAGUUAUCACUUACUUUUUAGAUAGGUAGAUUGUUUCUUCCGGAACUGUGCACUUUCCGUUUGGAUACGAGAAGCCAGAUUUGCCAAAAGAUUUUGAGCAACCAAAGCUUCUGAACCCUGAAUGGUUUUCGUUUGACGUUUCGUUGUUUGUAAAAUCCGGUGACAUUUUUGGAAAUCACUCGUUAUGUCUAUGGUUAGGCGCUGAAUCUCAUUCUCUUGUUCCGUUUUAUCCGAAAAACUCGGAAGAACAUGCUUAGCAUAUUGCUUGUCUAGUGACUGAAUAUUUCUUUGAGUAUUCUGCAGCAGGAAAUUGAUGUCGCUUUCGACAGCAACCCAUUUGGGAGCUAGCAUGUCCAUUUCUAUUACAACAUUAUCGUCCACAUCCUUGUGAAUAAGGUUUUGUCGUUCUUCCUUUUGAUCCCACUUCGAAAACUCAAGCUUUUGACCAUGAUGAGCAUACGACUGUCGAAACGUUAUAUACAAUCCAGUUCGAUCUCGAUAAGCCAUGGUUGAUUGAUUUUGAUCCUCUCUUUAAAAUUAAAUAAUAAAUAAAUUCCAAGAAGCUUAAAACAAUCUGUAC